Molecule: messenger RNA, 1018 nt
Organism: Selaginella moellendorffii
Lineage: Eukaryota; Viridiplantae; Streptophyta; Lycopodiopsida; Selaginellales; Selaginellaceae
Exons: 4
Coding region: 84-962 (292 amino acids)
Source: RefSeq, a predicted model, not a curated record
UGAGAAUGUGAAGCUCUUGCGACCGACCCUCGUGUUCUAGAUGGUCUCUUCGCAGCAAAGCUCGAGCAGCGAAGAAGACGAAGAUGGGAGGAUUGCUCCUGACUCUGAUGGUGCUGUUGGCGAUGGCUGCAGUUCGCACUGGAGCUCAAAACAGCAGCGUCGAGCUAGCGAUGGGAGAUUUGCUGGGGACUUUUAUCGGAGCUUCUUCGUCUCUAAACGUAUGGAAUCCAAAUGUGGAGAUGACGAACGAGUACAGUGCCUCGCAAAUCACUUUGGUCUCCAGCAACCUGACAAACCUCAUUGAAAUUGGCUGGCACGCAAGUACCUUUGCUUCUUUGGUAAAGUUCCUCUCUUUUCUCUUUUACCAGGUCUAUCCUCUACUGUACGAGGACAAUGAAACUCAUCUCUUUGUUCGCUGGACGAUACUCGAUGAAAGCGGCCGGAUUGGAUGCUUCAACACCAAUUGCCAGGGAUUUAUCCAAACCUCUACCAACAUAAUUGUGGGACUCACACUGGACAACAUGGUCUCGGAUUUAAAUGGAACGCAGUACACUACGGCUCUGGCUGUUCUCAAGGAUGGUCAAGGAGACUGGUGGGUCUACAACGAUAACGAGAAAGUUGGAUACUUCCCUUUCGGCCUGUUACCCGAGAUGGACAGCGGAGGAGCCGCUAUCGUCUCUUUCGGUGGCCGAGUCUUAAACAAGUGGAACGAGAACCGCCACACGUACACCGAGAUGGGCAGUGGCUUCUUCCCUCUCGCAGGCUACGGCUUUUCUGCUUUCCAAGUCGAUCUCGUCGUCACAGAUGCUGACAACGUAACAACGAAACUGGUUGGCGAGCAUCUCAUACAGCUUACCUUUGACAACGUUGGCGAUUGCUACUAUACGUACGUCGAGCAGCGGACUGGAAGGCUUUACUUUGGUGGCACCGGGUACAAUCCCAGAUGCCAGACGACCACUUGAUAGAUCUUUGUAAGAAUCCUUCGCUUAAGGUACCCUCCCUCUAUGGAGUUUUUCUC